Messenger RNA from Pipistrellus nathusii (Nathusius's pipistrelle), 1617 nucleotides. The record is from the annotation of a GenBank genome assembly. Lineage: Eukaryota; Metazoa; Chordata; Mammalia; Chiroptera; Vespertilionidae.
AUGAACAACCACAGUCACAAUGGCUGCGGGGGGCGGCCGCUGGGAGGCGGACUGGGGGCCCUGACCCGAGACCCUCCGGACGCCGAGGCCAGCUGCCCCCUGCAGCCCCCACACAGUCCGGGCCUCCAGGUCGUGGUGGCCAAGAAUGAGCUUGGCGGGCCCUCACCCGGCAGCCCCCGCGGGCAUUCCCAGGACCAGGAGGAGGAGGAGGACGAGGAGGAGGAUGAGGUGGGGGGGCAGCGGGGCUCCCGGAGGCCCCCCAACGUGGGCCACCGCCUGGGCCACCGGCGGGUGCUCUUCGAGAAGCGGAAGCGCCUCAGCGACUACGCCCUCAUCUUUGGCAUGUUUGGCAUCGUUGUCAUGGUGACAGAGACGGAGCUGUCCUGGGGGGUCUACACUAAGGAGUCCCUGUACUCAUUUGCACUCAAAUGCCUCAUCAGCCUCUCCACAGUCAUCCUGCUGGGUCUGGUUAUCCUCUACCAUGCCCGGGAAAUCCAGCUGUUCAUGGUGGACAACGGGGCGGACGACUGGCGCAUCGCCAUGACGUGCGAGCGCGUGCUGCUCAUCUCGCUGGAGCUGGCCGUGUGCGCCAUCCACCCGGUGCCCGGCCACUACCGCUUCACCUGGACGGCGCGCCUGGCCUUCACCUACGCGCCCGCGGCGGCCGAGGCCGACGUGGACGUGCUGCUGUCCGUGCCCAUGUUCCUGCGCCUCUACCUGCUGGGCCGCGUCAUGCUGCUGCACAGCAAGAUCUUCACGGACGCGUCCUCCCGCAGCAUCGGCGCCCUCAACAAGAUCACCUUCAACACGCGCUUCGUCAUGAAGACGCUCAUGACCAUCUGCCCCGGCACCGUGCUGCUCGUCUUCAGCAUCUCCUCCUGGAUCAUCGCCGCCUGGACCGUGCGCGUCUGCGAGAGGUACCACGACAAACAGGAAGUGACCAGCAACUUCCUGGGGGCCAUGUGGCUCAUCUCCAUCACCUUCCUCUCCAUUGGCUACGGAGACAUGGUGCCACACACCUACUGCGGGAAGGGCGUGUGCCUGCUCACCGGCAUCAUGGGGGCUGGCUGCACGGCGCUCGUGGUGGCUGUGGUGGCCCGGAAGCUGGAGCUCACCAAGGCAGAGAAGCACGUGCACAACUUCAUGAUGGACACACAGCUCACCAAGCGGGUGAAAAACGCCGCUGCGAACGUUCUCAGGGAGACGUGGCUCAUCUACAAACACACCAGGCUGGUGAGGAAGCCAGACUGCGCCCGGGUUCGGAAACACCAGCGUAAGUUCCUCCAAGCCAUCCAUCAGCUCCGGAGUGUGAAGAUCGAGCAGGGAAAGCUGAACGACCAGGCCAACUCACUCGCAGAGCUGGCCAAGACCCAGAAUGCCAUGUACGACCUCAUGUCCGAGCUGCACGCCCAGCACGAGGACCUGGAGGCCCGCCUGGCUGCCCUGGAAAGCCGCCUGGAUGCGCUGGGCACCUCCCUGCAGGCCUUGCCUGGCCUCAUCACCCAAGCCAUACACCCACUUCCCCCGCCCUUACCUCCCCAGCCUGGCGCCCCAGACCAGGCAGCCCAGAGCUCCCCAUGCCGGUGGCCACCCGUGGCCCCCUCAGACUGCGGGUGA